CGCAUUCCUCUCCAAUAACUGAUUAUAAUGGAUCCUCACAGCAGAUUUAGGGGGCCUCAAGCGACUCCCAAACCUGUGUCUAGAGCCAGGGCCAUUUUUGGCCCCAAAACACCUUCUACAACCAGCAAACCAUACCCUCUCAGUUCUCACAACUCCAAUACCCACGACGUCCUUCCCCUUCCUCAAGGCCUUUCUCCCAAGGACGGGCACAGUUCAGUGAAGGUCAAAAUCAAGAGCUCGACUACACCAGAAGCCAGGUCGAGGGUCCUUGUGAAGCCUCUGGGUGCGAGAUUGCCUGGUGCGGGUCCUGGGACAACUCCGUCAAUCAAGCUAGUGACCAAACAACCGGAGCGCAAAGAGCCGGAGCCUUUUGUGGAUGAUUGGAUGAGUGCCCCUAUGGACGCGGAUUCUACAAUUCCUUCAUAUGACAAUUAUGAGGAGGAUCUUGCAGAAACCGAGGCUGUACAGGUGUCCAUCCGAGUACGGCCUCCAAAUUCUAUGGAGCUGAGAAUGGAUUCCAGAUGCGUAUGGACAAUGCCAGAGCACGAUCAACAUGCUCUCAAGUUGGCAAAAGGGACCGAGGGUAGUCGAGAGGACCGUGAUUGGCUGUUUGACCGGAUACUUCCGCCCCAUUGUGAUAAUGCCAAGACUUAUGGAACCUCAGCCAGGACACAUGUCCGAUCUGCUAUGGAGGGUUACAACGCCGUCAUUUUCGCUUAUGGUCAGACAGCUUCCGGUAAAACGCACACCCUUACUGGGUCUUCAUCGGAACCCGGUAUCAUUCCUCUAGCCAUUUCUGAUCUUUUUGCACAAAUCCGCUCCACACCCGAUAGAGAGUACCUCCUCCGAGCAUCUUACAUCGAACUUUACAACGAGACGAUCUUCGAUCUUCUCCACCCCAACCACGGCCAUGAGCUCCAUUUGAGUGAGACCAAGAAAGGAAUUACCAUUAAUGGGUUGACAGAGGCAACUGUGAGAACUGAAGAUGAGGUGCGAAGACUGUUGAGGUCGGGUGAGGAGAAGAGAAGAGUGGGUGCUACAGACUGGAACUCGAGGAGUUCGCGAAGUCAUUGCGUCUUCCGAAUUACAAUUGAGUCUCGUGCCAGGAGCUUGAGUGGGGAUGAGGUUCCAAAAACGCCUGGACGAAAUGAUAAAACUACUCGAAUCAGUACAUUGUCCAUCAUCGAUUUGGCUGGUUCGGAAAAACAUACUUCUUCCAAGGAGAGAAACGCUGAGGGUAAACAUAUCAACCAAUCUCUUUUGACCCUCAAGCUGGUCAUCUCGAAAUUAGCGGACUUGGCCUCUAAGCGAAACGUUACUCACGUUCCCUACAGGGAUAGCAAACUCACACGAUUACUCCAAAACUCAUUGUCUGGUGAUGCCCUCAUUUCCGUCAUCUGUACUGUAUCCCCUUCGGCUCUCAACCUUGCCGAAUCCAUUUCGACUUUGGCGUUUGCCCAGGGCCUUAAACGAGUUGUUCUCAAGGCUCAGAAAAAGGAGAUUGUGGAUCCUCACGCUUUAAUUCAACAGUACCAGAAUGAGAUUGCCGAGCUCAAAGCUCAGCUGAGGGCCAAGGAGGCUGGUGGGGGAACAAUUGGGUCGAAGAGCGAGAAGGAAAAGAACGAAGCUAUGGAAAAAAGAUUAAACGAGCUGAGGAGUAUGAUCUUAACCUCUGUAAAUGUCAAAUCACCCAAUCCUGGAGAUCAGGCCUAUAUGCCUCCCCCAAGCCCCGCUAAGAUGAAGUACCCCAAGCUUGAUUACGACCGAUCCACUGCCGAACUACAAGAAGAGCUUCACGCCGAACAACUCUGUCGAGCCGAACUGGAAGAUGAAGUUGCCCGUCUCCGUGCAGAACUAGCUACUAGACCAUUAGAACCUAAUGCCCAGAUCAUCCAACUAAGAAAUGAAAAUAGCGAGUUGAAACUCAUCGCUGAUGAUUACGAGCGACAUCUUCGAGAACCAUCUCGAAAGGUGCGUGAAGACGUAGAGAAGGAGUACAUUGGCAAAAUGAAGACUUUAGAAAAUCAAUUGGAUAGCAAGAAGAUUUGGGCGCACAGGUUGGACGAGAACGUCAGGUUUUUGACGGCCGAGAACAAACAAUUGCAAGCGCGAUGCGCCGAUGCGGAAGCCAAGGUCUCUCAGAUCAUUGAAUGGAUCAAUACUGCACUCGCACCAGCUGACGCCCAAUCUCGAUCGUCACUCGACCUUUCUACAAAUUCCAGUCAACCCUUGGGCUCUCUUGUUGUAUCCAACGACGAUUUUGCACCCUCUCCUUCUAAUCAAGUAAAAAACACGCUUACCCUCUCCGCAUCCAAGAUGCGAGCGACUUUCAGUCAAAUGGAUCUCGCAGAUUUCAAUAAUAAAUUUGGGAGCCUGACGACGAAUGGACGAGGAAAGGGUGUAAGUGGGUUGGGGAGUGACAUGGUGAGGGAGGAAAGUCAUUUCGAUUUGGCGGAGGUGGCGAGUGACGACGACGAGAUGUUUUGAUGGGUAAAACCCCAUGGACCGGUUUUCGAUGAUGCUUUUGUGUAAAGGAAUGUUCGUUCGGGCGGCAUAGGCUGCGUAGUACCAAUCUGUCUUCUUUCUCCUUGCCAUUCAUAUAGUGUGCGCCUUGUAUGAUACGAUGCAACUAUGCCA
This is a messenger RNA of Cryptococcus deneoformans JEC21, 2637 nucleotides long. Its product is annotated as kinesin, putative. Gene Ontology annotation, biological process: microtubule-based movement. The transcript is spliced from 12 exons. The record is from RefSeq and is a predicted model, not a curated record. NCBI's taxonomy places the organism in Eukaryota, Fungi, Basidiomycota, Tremellomycetes, Tremellales, Cryptococcaceae. Gene Ontology annotation, molecular function: microtubule motor activity; ATP binding; microtubule binding. The coding region runs from base 28 to 2487 and encodes 819 amino acids.